AUGGGACUCAUUGAUGUUCCUCAGGACUUAUUUCCAGGCGUUGAGGAACUGGACCUCUCAUUAAAUCCUAUCGAAUAUCUUUAUAAUGUGUCCUUUAUACCAUAUCAAAAUAUUAGGAAACUGUCGCUGUACUAUAAUGAUUUAAAAGAGAUAGCUCCUGCAGCUUUUCAUUCUAUGCCAGAGUUGCAGUACUUAAACCUCGGAGCUAAUAAGUUUUUGGACGCUAUCACAUCAGAAAUGUUUCGACUUUGCAAAAAAUUGUCUCAUCUUAGUUUUACCGGUACUUCCUUAUUAAGAAUGUUCCCUAGUGACACCUUACGAUGGCUCCCAUCAUUGCAGAUGCUAGAUCUAAGCUACACUGGUCUUAGAUACAUCAAUAUUACUUCUUGUAAUUCAGCAAUUCAUAACCUGACUAUCGACCUGCGUGGCAAUAAAUUUGAAGCGCUUAUACCUACCACAUUCAAUAUCGACUGUCAGCUAGAUUUUCUCAAUCUCAACCGAUGUCGAGCCUUCAUCUUUCUUCUUGACCCGGACACUAUUGCAGCCAUACGCACAAGAUCUCUCUCCUUAGGUCAUAACAACCUUGCGCCAGAGAUUUGGCAACUGUUUUUCACAGGCAUUGGGAGCUCGGAGAUCGAGGAGCUUCGUUUAAGGAACACGAAUGUAGAGGAUGUCUAUCCUGAAUAUUUUGCACUUUUGGGAGGCAAGCGGCUAAGGGUUCUCGAUCUUAGUAAUAACGACUUGUCUGAUCUUGCCCAAAUGGGAUUUUUAACUUUACCAUUCAUUUCUACACUUGUUUUAGAUAGGUGUGAGAUUACUCAUAUAGAUCCCACAUAUUUUUCAAGAAUGAAAGGACUACGUGUUCUUCGGCUCAAUUUCAAUAACAUCUAUAAAAUCGGCCAAGAUGACAGCAAUUCUGCAUGGGACAUAGACUUACAAGAAUUGUAUCUGGUUUCCAAUUCCAUUGAGAUUAUACACGAAACAGCAUUUAAGGGCUUAACAAAUUUAACGAAAUUGGUCUUGAGGGGUAAUAAAGAUUUAUCAGAUGUUUGGAUAAGUGCAGUCACAGGUUUGAAUAACCUUCGCUACUUAGAUUUGUCGGGGUGUUUACUCACUACAAUAAUGCUACAUGCCCCUAAUCUUGAAACUUUUGUCUAUAGCAAUUGCAAACGCCUCGAUUACAUGAGCCAAAUCGGUGAAGUAUUCUCUCAGACUAAGUCAAUUAAACACGUGUUCUUGGGAAAUUCUAGUAUAACUUCGUUUUGGACUCCAUACACAAGUAAUAACAUAUCAUUGUUUCAGGGAAUGCGAAAUCUUAUAAGCCUUGAUGUAAAGAUGAAUCAAAUUGAUCUAUUGCAGGCUGGUUUAUUCGUAGAUCUCGUCUACCUAAUCCAAAUAGAUCUAAGCAACUGUCAAAUCAAAGUGAUUGAAGCGAAUGCUUUCGAAGGCCUUCAACGUUUACAUACUUUGUUCGUCCAGGGUAAUCGCUUUCAAUAUCUUCCACCUGAAGUUCUGAAGAAUGUCGGGCAGUUACAAAACAUUAACUUGGAAGACAAUCAAAUCAGGUAUCUUGAUAGAGACCUAUUUGUGAAUAAAUCAAAACUGAAAUAUCUAACUCUCGCUGACAACAGGUUGACUUUAGUCAACCAAAGUACGUUUCAACCGAUCCUCAAUACUCUAAGUUUCAUUGACAUUUCGAACAAUGAGUUGGGCUGUACCUGUGAGUUAAAAUGGCUCCCCAUAUGGCUGGCUGGUCCUAUCACAGUUAUGAACGAAAACUACACCAGGUGUUCUUCCUCAUCAUUCGAGAAACUACGUGAAAAGCCACUGAUGUCAUUUAAACCAGGAGAAUUAUGUGGCCCAAACAUCGCUCUCUAUUGUUCACUUCCUAUUGUAACCACAUGGAUUAUCAUAGUUUUGGUCUUUGCCUACCGUCACCGAUGGUUCUUGAAAUAUAAACUAUUCCUCCUGAAAAUGGCAGUCAUUGGCUAUCGGGAGAUCCGAGAUGCUCGAGAUUUUGACGAUUACGAAUUUCAUGUCAACAUUAUGUUUGCCGAGGAGGACGAAGAGUGGGUCAGAGAUCGCUUCCGUCCAGUCUUAGAAGAACUGCUUCCGGAAUACGAGAGGAAGCUCUAUGGUGAUGAUGACCUUCCGUUGGGUAUGCAUUACUAUGAUGCAGUGCAUUACGUCGUUGAGAAGAGCUACAAGACCAUCGUGUUGGUCAGUAGGGCUGCUAUCCAGGAUAACUGGUUCAUCAUCAAGUUUCGAACCGCUGCGGAUCAGGUCAAUGACACACAAAUAGAGAACAUGGUGGUGAUCUUCCUGGAGGAUAUUCCAGAUGAUGAGCUUCCAUUCUUGGUGAGGCUGUACCUGAGUGAUCGUAAGCCAUACCUCAGCUGGGAGGAGGAGGAGGGGUUUCAUGAGUACUUCUGGCAAAAACUUACCAAGAUGUUGAAGAUAAAUCUGAGAUGCAACAAUGUCAUCCCUCCCGAGUAACAGCAUUAAAAUACAGUUGUCAAAACACAUUUCUUUA
Molecule: messenger RNA, 2533 nt
Organism: Strongylocentrotus purpuratus (purple sea urchin)
Lineage: Eukaryota; Metazoa; Echinodermata; Echinoidea; Camarodonta; Strongylocentrotidae
Product: slit homolog 2 protein-like
Exons: 1
Coding region: 1-2496 (831 amino acids)
Biological process (GO): toll-like receptor signaling pathway; immune response
Cellular component (GO): membrane
Molecular function (GO): transmembrane signaling receptor activity; protein binding
Source: RefSeq, a predicted model, not a curated record